Messenger RNA from Exophiala xenobiotica, 1853 nucleotides. RefSeq lists its product as uncharacterized. The transcript has 5 exons. Lineage: Eukaryota; Fungi; Ascomycota; Eurotiomycetes; Chaetothyriales; Herpotrichiellaceae. Gene Ontology annotation, biological process: transmembrane transport. The record is from RefSeq and is a predicted model, not a curated record. Bases 46 to 1692 code for a protein of 548 amino acids. Gene Ontology annotation, molecular function: transmembrane transporter activity.
GAAAUCAUAUUCAUCCAGUACUAGUUCCUGCUUGUUCGAAACAGCAUGUCAUUGUCCCAGGGAACAGAGCUCAAAUCGCCAGCUGAAGGGACACCGAGUCCUGGAGAUGCCACACUCACCAAGAACGAGGAUGGCUCUGUCGAGUCCAAUGGAAAAGAAUACUACAUGUCGGGACCGAAGCUUGGUCUUCUCAUUGCUGGUCUGUGUCUGGCACUCUUCCUCCUGGGCCUCGAUACCUCCAUAGUGUCCACCGCAAUCCCAAGGAUCACCAAGACUUUCAACUCGACAACAGACAUUGGCUGGUAUGGAAGUGCCUACUUUCUGUCGCUUUGCGCACUCCUACCUUUGGGGGGCAAGCUCUACUCCGAGUUUUCUCUCAAGUGGACAUUCCUUGGAUUCUUUGCGGUUUUCGAACUGGGCAGCCUCAUUUGCGCCGUUGCGACCAGCUCCAACAUGCUCAUCGUGGCUCGAGCAGUAGCAGGUGCAGGAGGAUCUGGCAUCGUAUCUGGAAUCAUGACCAUCAUAGCCCACACCAUUCCUCUUAAACAGCGUGCUGGCUACAUGGCUGUGGGAGGUGCAACCAUGGGAAUUUCAACCAUAAGUGGCCCUUUGAUCGGUGGCGCACUUACGCAAAGAGUGUCUUGGAGGUGGUGUUUCUACAUCAAUCUUCCUCUCGGAGCCGUCACCGCAAUUGCCCUUGUCACCUUCUUUCAUCCUCCCGUUCGGCCGAACAAACAACGGCCGCUGAUAGAAAGAGCAAAGAAGCUUGACAUCGUUGGCGCUUUCUUAUUCCUCCCCGCAAUAAUCAUGGUACUGCUCGCGUUGCAGUGGGGUGGAAAUGAAUACCCCUGGAAGUCCGCAACAAUCAUUGGUCUAUUUUGCGGCUUCGGAGGCAUGCUUUUGGUCUUCAUCACAUGGCAGCUGCAUCGGGACGCCGGCGCCAUGAUUCCCCUGGGGCUUCUGGGCAGGAGAACCAUCAUCUCCAGCAGUUUGACCUCCAUGUGCGUUUUCGGAUCAUUAUUCGUCGUCAUCUACUACAUCCCCGAGUGGUUCCAAGUCAUCAAAGGCGCGUCGCCCGUCAAGAGCGGUGUGAUGAACAUUGCCCUCUUCGUGCCGCAAAUCAUUGGGUCCAUCACUGCAGGCACGAUGAUCACCAAAAUAGGUUACUGCAACCCUUGGAUUCUAGCUGGCUGCGUCUUCACAUCGAUCGGAGCCGGUUUAUUUUCCACUUUCAAGGUGCACAGCGGCCACGCGGUCUGGAUCGGAUUUCAAGUUCUCAGUGGUCUCGGCUACGGCUUCAGCAUGGAGACGCCGUUGACCGCGGCCCAAACCGUGCUGACAACUGAAGAAGCGGGCGUUGGCAUCUCCCUGGUCACUUUCUUUCAAUUUUUCGGAUCCUCAGUCUUUCUUGCCAUUGCGCAGACCGUCUUCACCAACACGCUUGUGAGCGAACUUACUAAAAACGUGCCUCAGGUCGACGCUUCAACCUUGUUGCGACUGGGUACAUCUGCCGUUCGAGGUUUUGUUACGAAGGAAGAGCUUCCUGCCGUUCUGGCUGCAUAUAACAAGGCUAUAACAAGCACGUUCUAUGUUGCGGCUGGAGCUUCGGCUUGUGGCUUCUUUGCGGCUUUGUUGUCAGAAUGGAGAAGUGUGAAAGGGAAGGAUACGGCAAAGCAGACUGUGAAAGUCUGACGGAGCAUACUUUCGGCAUAAUUAAACAGGUGCAAACUUGAAAAUAUAGGGCGUAUCUAGCCGUAAGGUCAAAAGAGAUAGGACCUGGUCCUCAGCCGCAACCGUGAGCUGUUGAGAAUUGGUGGACAAAUUGCCGAUUAUAGGAACAUUCCGAGUCAGAG